Acaulospora morrowiae is the source of this 269-nucleotide messenger RNA. The record is from the annotation of a GenBank genome assembly. Lineage: Eukaryota; Fungi; Glomeromycota; Glomeromycetes; Diversisporales; Acaulosporaceae.
UUGCCGAGAGUGGAAAGGAUGUUAAAGUCAGAAAUCCUAACGAACAGGAUAGCCUGAAAGGUUGUUAUCAAGAUGGAGCAUUAGAAUAUUAUCAGCAAUUAGCCGAGACCGAUAAUUUACAUGAAGCAUUUAGUGUGGAGUGUGGAGAAUAUAAGAAAGCAAUACAAGCAUGGUCAGCUAGGUACUCCCUAAAAUGGACUAGUGCUACGUAUUCCUCACACAUGUUAGAAAUUUUUGGGCAUGGGAUAUGGGGUAUACUUGAAAGGUGA